GGUUUUAAAGAAAAUUCAAAGUGAGUCCAAAAUCACAACAUCCUACUUCAUCUACUCUUCAACAACUGGCAUCAGAGUUUUAGAUGAUGUUGCUGUACUGGAGAAAUAUCCCAACGCUUUCGGUAUUCCAGCGGAAGCAGCUAACAAAGCGCUCAACCAAAGUGCAGGAAGCGCUUUUAUGGGUGUUUUCCGCUUUCCUAACAUGUCAAAGGAUGCAGAGAAUAGUACGGUUUUGAAUGAUGAGGUUUAUGCCAUCGAAAUGGGGACAAAAAUUUCAAAUCUGAGUGACCCCAUCAGCUUGACAUUCAAAUAUCAGGAGACUAAGGAAACUCCGGUUUGUCACUCAUGGGAUGGAAGCGGAAAUAAGCCAAACUGGACAACUGAAGGGUGCAAUACCACUAAAGGAGGAACCAAUGUAACAUGUCAAUUGCAAUCAUUUGACUUUCUUCGCUGUGCUUAUGCGACCUCACUGCUCUCACCUACAUCACUUACAUCGGGCUGCGGCCUCUCCUUGUUUUUCCUGUCCAUCGGGCUCUUCAUGCACUUCCUCAUGAGGAGAGUGAAGGCCACUGAUUCUAUCCGUGUGCUGAUUAAUCUCUUUGUGGCGCUGUUCCUGCUCAACGUGGCCUUCCUGUCGAAUGAGUACGUAGCACGUAUGAAGGACGUCAACGCCUGCAAGAUCAUGGCUGGAUUCAUGCACUACUGCUUGCUGGCCAGUUUCAACUGGUUUGCGGUGGAGGCUUUUCACCUCUGCCUGCAGAUGGCCAAACACUCAGUCACCAUCAAACAUUACAUGAUCAAGAUCUCUGUGGCUGGUUGGGCUCCUCCUGCUCUUGUUGUCAGUAUCAUUUACGUCUUGGGCAAAUAUGGUGAGCAGACCAUAAAAACGGAGACGAGCAACGUAACUAUGUGCUGGAUUUUAGACUCUAAUAUCCACUACUAUGUGAACAUCGGUUAUUACUGCCUCAUCUUCAUCUUCACCUUCAGCACCUUCGUUGUGGUGCUGCGAUGGCUCUCCAUGCUGAAGUUCAGCAAGCUGAACAAGGCUGGAAAGGUGAAGCGCUCAGGAACCGACACCACUGACAUCACCACCAUCCUGGGCCUCUGCUGCAUGCUGGGACUCACCUGGAGCUUCGCCUUCUUCAGCUACGGAGCAAUGCGUCUGCCCUCGUAUUACAUAUUCACCAUCCUGAACUCCUUCCAAGGAUUUUUCUUGUUCAUAUAUUACUUGAAAGCAAGCACCCUCUUUGGAGACUCGGCGCCUUCAGAGGAGAGUGUCACGACUGAAGAAACUGUUACAGAAAAUCCAUACGAAGACCUAGCAACAGAAGACACCAAAAAAAUUAUCUGACUGUAUACAUUUGAAAUGACCUGUCUAUUGAUAUUUUACCUUCAUUUGUAUUAUAAAAGUGAGUCAAUUCAAUGCAAAUUAUUCCCUGUCACAUAUGCAGCUCUUUUUUGAACUCUUCAGAAUUUUAAUAAUUUGUACUCUUUUCAAUUCAUGAGUUUGAACUGAUUUUAAUUGCGCAACAGGAAGUUGAAUUGACAGCUUAAUUGCAUUUUAAAGAAAUUCAAAGUAAAGGGAGCAAAUAAAAAAUAAUUAUA
Carassius auratus (goldfish) is the source of this 1605-nucleotide messenger RNA. Its product is annotated as adhesion G-protein coupled receptor G2-like. The record is from RefSeq and is a predicted model, not a curated record. NCBI's taxonomy places the organism in Eukaryota, Metazoa, Chordata, Actinopteri, Cypriniformes, Cyprinidae. Gene Ontology annotation, biological process: cell surface receptor signaling pathway; adenylate cyclase-activating G protein-coupled receptor signaling pathway. Gene Ontology annotation, molecular function: G protein-coupled receptor activity. Gene Ontology annotation, cellular component: plasma membrane. The transcript is spliced from 10 exons. The annotation marks the transcript as partial.